GCGUGGGAUUGGUAGCAGAGGAAGAAGAGAAAGCAGAGACAGCAGACGACGUUGGUGAUGACGGCGAUGGCGACGACGACGACGACGAUAAGGUAGAUUCAUCCCAGGAACAGCACCAUCACACCGUCUCCAUUGGACCCAAAACUAUACUUAAGUACGCAAACUCUCCAUUCCAAGCUUGUUUGCUGCACUCCUUUUCCUGGACUCCUCUGUUUCAUUGGUGCUGCACAAGCACAAACGUUCAUCGGAUAAGGUCUAUCGAUAAGGUAGUUUUAUAUUUUGUAGCUUCUGAGAUCCCCCGUGUCUUUGAUACACAUUCAACCUUGCCUCUUGACUAUCAACUUCCAAUCCCACCACCACUGCCACAACAUUGUCAUCACCACCACCAUCGCUAUCAUGAAUCGCUACCAUGGCAUCAACAGGCCUGCCACUAUCGGGGGGCCUUCAAAGGCAUCCGCUACGACUACGUGCCAAAAGUGCCUCAAAAAAGGACACUAUAGUUAUGAAUGCAAAGCAAAUGCGCAAGAACGUCCCUAUGUUUCCCGCCCCUCUCGUACACAACAACUUUCCAAUCCCAAGCUUGUUCCAAAAUUGACAAGUGAUGUGCCACAAGAUCUUUUGAAAAAGAAAGGCAUUGCCGAUGAGCAACUUGCGAAACUGGAGCUGGAACGAGGUCGCAAACGUGAGAGACAAAAUGAAGACAUGGACACGGGAGCUUCUAAGCGCAGAAGAUCGGCUUCUUCAGCAUCGGUUUCAACAAUAUCUACAAACAUGUCACGCUCGCCUUCACCAAGAGAAGCUCGACGCGCACCCGAUACAUAUAAGUCUAGACAUUCCUAUUCACCACCUCAACCUGCGUCUAGUCGAUACAAGCGUAGGACUCCUAGCUUGUCGCCGUCGCCAUCACCGCCCCGACAAGAUAUACAGAACUCGGGACAGAAGCGGAGAAGAGACGCAUCCUCUUCCGUAGAUUCGUAUAGCUCCAGAGACGAAGAAGAUAUGAGAGAUUCGAGAGAGAGGGGAAAUAGCCGGAGUACCAGAAAGAGGUUCAACGACCGAAGCCCCGAGAUUCGUGGGAGGAAGAGUGAGAGUCGAAGUCCCCAUAGAGGUAGAAGAAAUGUCUCUACUGAUAGGAGACGAUUUGAUGAGCCUCGGGUCAACGAAGGGCGUAGGGAGUCUUUCGCGUCUUCUGCAGCUCAUGCACACCCACCGAGAGAGAGGAGUAUGAGCCCUUUUAGUAAAAGGUUGGCACUAACACAAGCAAUGAAUAUGGGCCGGUGAGCGUUCCGGGCGGGGAAGUGGUAGAAGAUGCUUGCGCGGUUGUGAAACACCCUUUGGCUAUCUGCCAACUUUUGUAUCUAUAUUAAAAUAUAAGACGCCCGUACGCCUCA
Molecule: messenger RNA, 1391 nt
Organism: Botrytis cinerea B05.10
Lineage: Eukaryota; Fungi; Ascomycota; Leotiomycetes; Helotiales; Sclerotiniaceae
Exons: 3
Coding region: 397-1281 (294 amino acids)
Source: RefSeq, a predicted model, not a curated record